Molecule: messenger RNA, 1189 nt
Organism: Phyllostomus hastatus (greater spear-nosed bat)
Lineage: Eukaryota; Metazoa; Chordata; Mammalia; Chiroptera; Phyllostomidae
Product: ADP-ribosylation factor 1-like
Exons: 1
Coding region: 102-647 (181 amino acids)
Biological process (GO): intracellular protein transport; vesicle-mediated transport
Cellular component (GO): plasma membrane; cytoplasm
Molecular function (GO): GTP binding; GTPase activity
Source: RefSeq, a predicted model, not a curated record
CCCAUCUUGUGGGAGCGAAACCAACGCCUGGCUCGGAGCAGCAGCAGUGGCGCGGACGCUGAGGGUUUCUCUGGCCAGUGUGUCUCCCUCCGGUCUACAGCAUGGGGAAUAUCUUCGCAAACCUCUUUAAGGGCCUUUUUGGCAAAAAAGAAAUGCGCAUUCUGAUGGUGGGCCUGGAUGCUGCAUGGAAGACCACCAUCCUGUACAAACUGAAGUUGGGUGAGAUCGUGACCACCAUCCCCACCAUAGGUUUCAAUGUGGAAACUGUGGAGUACAAGAACAUCAGCUUCACCGUGUGGGACGUGGGCGGUCAGGACAAGAUCCGGCCUCUGUGGAGCCACUACUUCCAGAACACCCAAGGUCUCAUCUUUGUGGUUGACAGCAACGACCGAGAUCGUGUCAAUGAGGCCCGAGAGGAGCUCAUGCGGAUGCUGGCAGAGGACGAGCUCAGGGAUGCUGUUCUCCUCGUGUUUGCAAACAAGCAGGACCUCCCCAAUGCCAUGAAUGCAGCGGAGAUCACGGACAAGCUGGGCCUGCACUCUCUGCACCACAGGAACUGGUACAUUCAGGCGACCUGUGCUACCAGUGGGGACGGGCUCUAUGAGGGACUGGACUGGCUGUCCAAUCAGCUCCGGAACCAGAAGUGAGCCGCACUCUUCUCUCCCCCCUCACUCCCUCCUUCACCCUCGUUUUUCCUCUCAUGUGGCAGCCGUGCCCCUGUGGUGUGAGUGCCAGAAGCUGUCUCCAUGGUCGGUCCCAGUGUGCUUCACCAUGCUGUACAUGUGCAGACGCAGCCUGCAACUGGGUUUUUAUUUAAUGUAAAUAGUUUUUGUUUCCAAUGAGGCAGUUUCUGGUACUCCUAUGCAAUAUGACUCCGCUUUUUUUAUUGUAAAAUGAGAAUCAACCCACUGUCUAGUACUGAGAAGGGAUUUUAGGCACCAGGGCCUCUAGGAGUAGCUGUCAGAUCAGUCCAACACUCCUCUGGGCUUUAGAUUUGUGUUGAGAUCCAUUUUGAUGGUUGAUUUUUAACCCAAGCUCAGUGCAUUUUUUAAAAUAGUUACAAAUACAAGAUAAAGAGACACUUGAACACAGAGAAGGGGGAAAUGUGCCUACUGUAGGUUCUGUAGUAAUGGCUUGAGUCCAGUCUACCCAUGGUCUCUUUCGCGUCUGGAGCAUGUGGUGGGCUGAA